Messenger RNA from Drosophila subobscura, 2196 nucleotides. RefSeq names its product calcitonin gene-related peptide type 1 receptor (gene hec). Lineage: Eukaryota; Metazoa; Arthropoda; Insecta; Diptera; Drosophilidae. Gene Ontology annotation, biological process: cell surface receptor signaling pathway; adenylate cyclase-modulating G protein-coupled receptor signaling pathway. Gene Ontology annotation, molecular function: calcitonin receptor activity. The transcript is spliced from 10 exons. Gene Ontology annotation, cellular component: plasma membrane. The record is from RefSeq and is a predicted model, not a curated record. Bases 171 to 1715 code for a protein of 514 amino acids.
ACGAAAGUUUUGUUUGAUUAAAUGAAGCCAGCAGGUGGCCGCAGAUCAAGUGGAAAUAUUCAAAUGGAUCUGAUGUUUCCAUAGACGAAACCGUCAUCUUAACCAAAUUACCACGGCACACACGAAUGGGCAGCCAGUAGCCAGCUCAAAGCAAUCUGCCUCUUUGAGAUAUGACGACAGUUUCCCAGCUGGAGGCAGCAGCCCCCUCAUCGACAGCAGGGCAGCAGCAGGCAGAGCCACAGCCCCAGCCCCAGCCCCAGGAUAAUCUGCGAAUAUUUUUAAAGCAUUUGUAUGCCGAGUGCGUCUAUCGCUACCAGAACGACACAUACGAGGAUGGGGACGAGGACCCAGCGGUACUGGCAACAGACUAUGAGGUGGAGGUGCCGCAGAACUUUAGUCCUGUGCCGCGAUAUCUGGAGAAUGCCGUCCUCAAUGAGGGCAGCAUUGAUAUGCAGAGUGUGAACGAGGCAUCGGCAGCUAAUAAUGAACUCUAUGCCACCAUCCUGACUGCCACAAUGUCUACGCAGCUGGUGGAAGAGGAGCAGCAGCAGGGACAGCAGCAACAGAAGCAGGCAAAUCUCAGCAACGGCAGCGGCAGCGGCAGCCUCUUUUGUCCACUGAACUUCGAUGGAUAUCUGUGCUGGCCCCGAACCCCAGCCGGCACCGUUUUGAGUCAAUAUUGCCCCGAUUUCGUAGAGGGUUUCAAUAGCAAAUUUCUGGCCCACAAGACCUGCCUGGAGAACGGCACUUGGUUUCGGCAUCCGGUUAGCAACCUCACCUGGUCCAACUACACCAACUGUGUGGACUACGAGGACUUGGAGUUUCGUCAGUUCAUCAAUGAGUUGUAUGUGAAGGGUUAUGCCCUCUCCCUGCUGGCUCUACUCAUCUCUAUUAUCAUAUUUCUGGGCUUCAAAUCGCUGCGCUGCACUCGCAUUCGCAUUCAUGUCCAUCUCUUUGCCUCGCUGGCCUGCACUUGUGUGUCCUGGAUCCUCUGGUAUCGCCUGGUUGUGGAACGGCCCGAACUCAUAGCCGAAAGUCCGCUCUGGUGCAUCGGUCUCCAUCUUGUGGUGCAUUACUUCAUGCUGGUCAACUACUUCUGGAUGUUCUGUGAGGGUUUACAUCUGCACUUGGUUCUCGUUGUGGUCUUUGUCAAGGACACCAUUGUUAUGCGCUGGUUCAAAAUCAUCAGCUGGCUCUGCCCGCUUCAUGUGGCGCUGCUCUAUGGCACGGCCAGGCACUACAGCAGCACCGACAAUGAACACUGCUGGAUCAAUGACAGCCUCUUUCUGUGGAUCUUCUCGGUGCCCAUAACUCUCUCUCUGCUGGCCAGCUUCAUCUUUCUCAUCAAUGUGUUGCGUGUGAUUGUGAGAAAGUUGCACCCACAGUCGGCCCAGCCUGCGCCUUUGGCCAUACGCAAGGCCGUGCGGGCCACCAUCAUUCUGGUGCCGCUCUUCGGGCUGCAGCACUUUCUGCUGCCCUAUCGCCCCGAUGCCGGCACACAACUGGAUCGCUUCUAUCAGCUGCUCUCUGUCGUUCUGGUCAGCCUGCAGGGCUUUGUCGUCUCGUUUCUGUUCUGCUUCGCCAAUCACGAUGUCACGUUCGCCAUGCGGACGCUUCUCAAUAAAUGGGUGCCCACUCUGGUGGCUGCACCGCCGGCAGGGAGUAAUACUGGACAAUUGGCCACAACCACGCCCAGUCGUGAGCUGGGCGUCUAAGGUGUAUCGCAUCAGCAACAGCAUACCCAGAGUCCGCAUCCAGCCGAACAACUCGGACAUAAUGGCAGAGCAAAGAUUUUGAGGGAGACUUAUCCAUCGAUCUGUCGCUUCCUUGAAGAUCUUUCUGUGGCUAAGCUCCAAAAGAUCCUCCAACCGCAUUUAUUGUUUCACCUCAAAGACUCUCUCACAUUUAGUUGGUCCUGAAUAUAGCUGGGAAAUAAUUUAAAUAACCGAAUUCAAGCAGCAUUAUCAGUGGAAAUAUUUGACGACUACAAAUUAUUCGGGCAGCAAGCGGCAAGCAGUACCCGGACCAAGGCAGCAAGCAGUGCCCGGACCUAGGCAGCAUGCAGUGCCCGACCAAUACGAUUUUAAAUCCUACAAAAUUAUGCAUAAUACCGAUCCAAAGAGGAUGAAGCCUCUAAAAUACACACAUACAUAUGUACGUACUCGAGUGUACCUAAAGGAAUAAAAUAUCUUUUUU